AAGCAUUUAUCGAAUGCAUAUUUACAACAGCUGUCUCUUGUUUUUCCAGCGAAUUCAUACCGCACCAUCCCCUGACUAAUUUUCCGUUGCACUUUUCGUGUACUUUGAAUGAAAAAAAAACCGAAGCCACUACUCGCGCCUGCGCAGUUGCACUGCCGGGGUUAUCAAAUAAACUAAUCUAAUCGUUCCGUAAACGCAGCCUGACAUUCCGCCCUACCAUUCUCCGGUGAACAGUUAGUUAGUUUCGCACGAAAGCCGCUCCCGCUCGCAUCGUAACCUAGAAAACAUUAGCACACAAUAUGACUUCAAAGCUACUGCCCGGAAACAUUGUGUACGGAGGUCCUUUGACUGAACGGGAGGCCCAGGACUGCAGAUCCCUGGGUCAGUACAUUCUCGACAAGUACAAGAGCUUCGGCGACCAGACGGUGCUGGUGGAUGCUGUCAAUGGGGUGGAAUACACUGCCAGUUUCAUGCACAAGUCCAUUGUCCGGCUGGCAUGCAUCCUUCAGAAACUGGGAGUCAAACAAAAUGACGUCGUCGGUUUGUCUAGCGAGAACAGCGUUAACUUCGCCCUGGCCAUGUUCGCCGGUCUAGCAGUUGGAGCUACGGUUGCUCCCCUUAACGUAACUUAUUCCGAACGCGAAGUGGACCACGCGAUUAACCUGUCCAAGCCCAAGAUCAUAUUCGCCUCUAAGAUCACCGUUGAUCGCGUUGCUAAGGUGGCCAGCAAGAAUAAGUUCGUCAAGGGCAUCAUUGCGCUCAGCGGAACUUCCAAGAACUUUAAGAACAUCUAUGAUCUUAAUGAGUUGAUGGACAGCGACAAGUUCAAGACACAGCCUAACUUCACGAGCCCUGCGGCUAGUAAGGACGAGGACGUGUGCCUUAUUGUGUGCUCUUCUGGAACUACCGGACUACCUAAAGGAGUGCAGCUGACCCAAAUGAACCUUCUAGCCACUCUCGACUCUCAAAUCCAGCCCACCCUCAUUCCCAUGUCGGAGAUCACUCUGCUCACUGUCAUUCCCUGGUUCCACGCCUUCGGCUGCCUGACGCUUAUCACCACCGCCUGCCGUGGCGCACGAUUGGUGUACCUGCCGAAGUUCGAGGAAAACCUCUUCCUUUCUGCGAUCGAAAAGUAUCGCGUGAUGAUGGCCUUCAUGGUGCCUCCACUGAUGGUCUUUUUGGCUAAACACCCUAUUGUGGAUAAGUACGAUUUGUCCUCUUUGAUGGUUCUGCUGUGUGGAGCAGCCCCACUGAGUCGUGAAACUGAGGAUCAGAUCAAGGAGCGUAUUGGAGUGCCAUUCAUCCGACAAGGAUACGGCCUCAGCGAAUCAACGCUGAGUGUACUCGUGCAGACCGAUGAGUUCUGCAAGCCAGGCAGUGUGGGUGUUCUUAAGGUGGGAAUCUAUGCCAAGGUGAUUGAUCCCGACACCGGCAAGCUAUUGGGACCCAACGAGCGGGGCGAGCUCUGCUUUAAGGGCGACGGCAUCAUGAAGGGCUACAUCGGAGACACGAAGUCCACGCAGACCGCCAUCAAGGACGGUUGGUUGCAUACUGGUGAUAUUGGCUACUAUGAUGAUGAUUUUGAGUUCUUCAUCGUUGACCGCAUCAAGGAGCUGAUCAAAUACAAGGGAUUCCAGGUGCCGCCCGCAGAGAUUGAGGCUCUGCUUCUAACCAACGACAAGAUUAAGGAUGCGGCGGUCAUUGGAAAGCCAGACGAAGCGGCUGGCGAGCUGCCGCUGGCCUUUGUGGUUAAACAGGCUAACGUUCAACUAACCGAGAACGAAGUUAUUCAGUUUGUCAACGACAACGCCUCGCCUGCCAAGCGCCUGAGGGGUGGCGUGAUCUUUGUUGACGAAAUUCCAAAGAACCCCAGUGGCAAGAUUCUGCGUCGUAUUCUGAGGGAUAUGCUUAAGAAGCAAAAAUCCAAGUUGUAAGAGGGGUUCUCCCCUUACGGGUGUGUGUACAAACAAUUUACUAUGUGUAUGUUUUAUUAUUGCUAAACUUUGUUUUAUAAACUACCAACUGGUUGGGUUUCGAUUUA
Drosophila erecta is the source of this 2041-nucleotide messenger RNA. RefSeq names its product 4-coumarate--CoA ligase 1. Bases 300 to 1934 code for a protein of 544 amino acids. Gene Ontology annotation, molecular function: long-chain fatty acid-CoA ligase activity. The transcript has 3 exons. NCBI's taxonomy places the organism in Eukaryota, Metazoa, Arthropoda, Insecta, Diptera, Drosophilidae. Gene Ontology annotation, biological process: long-chain fatty acid metabolic process; fatty-acyl-CoA biosynthetic process. The record is from RefSeq and is a predicted model, not a curated record.